Molecule: messenger RNA, 1457 nt
Organism: Anopheles coustani
Lineage: Eukaryota; Metazoa; Arthropoda; Insecta; Diptera; Culicidae
Product: arginine-hydroxylase NDUFAF5, mitochondrial
Exons: 2
Coding region: 170-1144 (324 amino acids)
Biological process (GO): mitochondrial respiratory chain complex I assembly
Cellular component (GO): mitochondrion
Molecular function (GO): S-adenosylmethionine-dependent methyltransferase activity
Source: RefSeq, a predicted model, not a curated record
UUCCCGAUUUGAUAAAAUAUCUGUUGUGCAAUUUGGGAAGUUUAAUUAAAAUGUAUCAUUUAUCUUUACGUGCAGUGCAAUAAAAGCUUGAUAUUUACUAUUCGUUACCGAUUGUAUAGAUUUAAGAACGAUCCAUUGUGGACACAACAAGUGGAGCUGGUUAUAUAAAAUGUUACCCAUGUUGAGAAAAGUCUCACAGGCCGGUACUUGCCUUCACCGGUAUUACUGCACGCCGGUUGUAAACAUAUUUGAUCGCAACGUUAAACGAUUACAACGUGAACGGGCAGCUAAGAGGGAAGAUGUGGAGCUGUACGAUUACAUCAAAGAGGAAGUGGGCUACCGGUUAGCGGAUCGAAUAUUUGACAUCAAGCGACAGUUUACGAAUGCCGUCGAUCUCGGAGCGGGCCGUGGGUACGUCACAAAUCACGUGCUUGGCGAAACGGUCCAGAAGCUGACGGCGAUCGACCUCAGCCCGACGAUGCUGUCGCAGAUCAAGGGAACGCCCGGACUAGACUUUUCGGUGCAGCCGAUGGACGAGGAGCAGUUUCAGUUCGAGGCGGACUCACUCGAUUUGGUCGUCUCUAGUAUGAGCAUGCACUGGAUAAACGACCUACCGGCGUGCUUCCGGGCGGUAAACCGUGCCCUCAAGCCGGAUGGUGUAUUCAUCGGUGCCAUGUUCGGAGGCGAAACGCUUUACGAGCUUCGUUCGGCACUGCAGCUUGCUGACCAAGAGCGGCGCGGUGGCCUAUCCCCGCACGUGUCUCCGUUCGUGCAGAUCCGGGAUGUGGGCAUGCUACUGAAUCGGGGAGGCUUCACCAUGCUUACGAUCGAUACAGACGAGCUGGUUGUCGGUUACCCGUCCAUGUUCGAGCUAAUGUUCGACUUGAAGGGUAUGGCUGAGAGUAAUGCCGCCUUCAACCGGCCACUGCAUGUGGGUCGCGACACAUUGAUGGCGGCCGCCGCCAUCUACCAGGACAUGUACGCGCGCAAAGACGAGGGUGUUUCGGCAACGUUUCAGAUUAUCUUCUUUGUCGGGUGGAAACCGUGCGCCAGCCAGCCACAGCCGGCGGAACGCGGUUCGGCGACGGUUUCGUUGAAGGAUCUCGGGAAGGUCAUGACACCCAGCAGCAAGUGCCAGAAAUAACACUCUUUUCUUUUGCUCAUUGAAUAAAUGUUUAUUAAGGGGUUAGUAAAGAUUUGGUUGAAAAGUGUUCUCUCCUAAGUUCUAAUAAAUGUUGUUAAAAAGGUAAAAAACGUUCAAUCACUUAACUCGAUCGCAUUCUCGAUUUGUCAAAAAAGCACUAACGUCUAAGAUAUCUACUUAAAAGAAAGCCUGAAACUCUUCAACCACCCCAUGAAGUACUUGAGCGAGUAUAAUAUAGUAAUAGCAGUUUUAUAAACUGAUUUAUUUUCCGACUCGCAGCCGAGGAAGGUAGCGCUGGCUUAUUGGCAACAAA